Magallana angulata is the source of this 709-nucleotide messenger RNA. RefSeq names its product fucolectin-like. The coding region runs from base 146 to 634 and encodes 162 amino acids. The transcript is spliced from 2 exons. The record is from RefSeq and is a predicted model, not a curated record. NCBI's taxonomy places the organism in Eukaryota, Metazoa, Mollusca, Bivalvia, Ostreida, Ostreidae.
GAUACACUUUUCUUGUUCACGCAAGCUUUUUAACACCUGUGACAUACACGACAUAUAUCAAUUAGAUCCACAUUCAUUCUCAAUAAUACUACAUAAAUAUCGUCCAACUUAACACAGCUAUAUUAUCCACAUUGGAGAAUUCAAGAUGCAUUCAUUUUUGUUAGCGAUUGGUCUCCUUUGUGUUCAUUGUGCUCAAACGUGCAAACACAGUGGCUACACAAACGUGGCUUACAUGAAAAAGAUUACUUUAAGUUCUUAUCAUAGCAAGAGUCAAUAUCCUGGAUCAAACGCUGUUAAUGGCAAAUUAAACGACGUCACUGCAUCAGAUUGGGAAGCUUCCCCCUGGCUGAGGAUAGACCUUGGGAAAAGCUUCAAAAUACAGAAAAUAGAAGUAAUUGACAGAACGGGAUGUUGUGAGGGUCGCCUACACGAUGUUGAGUUUACAGUUUGGAGUUGUCCAGAUCACAUGAAUUCAUGUGGACGAUACAUUGGGCCUGCAAAGAAUGGCGAAAGGAUCACAGUGUUUUGUCCAAAAAACACAGUUGGGCAAUUCGUACAGCUACAAAUUGUCAAGGGAGAAAAAAACGAAAUAAGCCCUGCAGAAGUCUGUGUCUGGGGAAAACCCAACAACUAAAGGGUGAUAUUAUCGAAAUAUAAAUCCAUAUAUGGAAAUCAUUUUAUCGAUUUAUAUAUCAACAUUAAGAUAUGA